Messenger RNA from Monomorium pharaonis (pharaoh ant), 2886 nucleotides. RefSeq names its product nucleoporin Gle1 (gene Gle1). The coding region runs from base 434 to 2539 and encodes 701 amino acids. Gene Ontology annotation, molecular function: translation initiation factor binding; inositol hexakisphosphate binding; phospholipid binding. The transcript is spliced from 9 exons. The record is from RefSeq and is a predicted model, not a curated record. NCBI's taxonomy places the organism in Eukaryota, Metazoa, Arthropoda, Insecta, Hymenoptera, Formicidae. Gene Ontology annotation, cellular component: nuclear pore; cytoplasm; nuclear pore cytoplasmic filaments. Gene Ontology annotation, biological process: regulation of translational initiation; poly(A)+ mRNA export from nucleus; regulation of translational termination.
UCUGCCUGCCAGUAGUUACGUACGCUACUCCAGCGCCGGUCGGACGUUCUGUCGAUCUAUUUUGAUCUUUCUGAAUGUCGUGCAUCGUCCAUCGGUCGCAAUUUCGGCGUUGCGUUGCUCCUCCGUGGAUUCCGUUACAUUCAUUUCCUUUCCCUCCACUCAGUUGCACUCAGUUCAACUCAGUUCUCUCCUUUGUCAAUAUCACAACGUUACAUCACAACUGCUCCGUGAAUGAAAAGGUUAUUGUCGAAGAUUGCGACAAUAACAAGUGAAGCGUUUGAAUAGCACGAUGGAUAGACAAUGAUGGUGUGGGCUUACUAUUAUUUGGUCGCAGACUUAAAUGCGCGCACUCUGAUCUCUAGAGAUAGGUUAGGUUCACGGAUAAUCAAGGGUGGUUCAUGAUCGCACGCUUUUAAUCCCGCGCAACAGAAUCAUGUCGUUUCACUGGGACAGGCCGAAAGUGAAGACCGACAGGGUUAACAUGGACAUCACAUCAGAUUUCACUCGCCUCAAGGUGUCUGUGUUGGAGAAGGCGUCACGCAUAUCGGCGACUACAAAGAUGGAUCGCAUCACAAUUGGGACCCAGUCGGACCUGUAUGAGAAAGAUUCUAACAAAGCGGAUAACAUUGAGAACGAGCAAAACUCCUGUAAUAUUAAAAGUCUACAGAGAACUAUUACUAGUCCCAAGCAUAAUAUGGUAGCUACACAAAAAGGCAUUAGCUUUUCAUUGAGGAAGAUUAUACUGGAAGGCGAGCUGCAACGAAAAGAAGAAGUCAGGAAAGAAAUGGAGCGUCGUGUUCAGCAUAUGAAGGAGAAUGGUCGUGCCAUUCAGGAGCAAAUGGCAAAUUCACGCUUGUUGAUGGCACGUGAACGCGAACGUCAGAGCAAGGAGAGGCUGGCAUUCUGUGUGGCUGAACAAGAUCGAAUAGCGGAGCAAGAGGAGAUCAAGAGACGACACAAGCAGCAAUUGCAAGAGCAGCGUGUUCAGGAGCAGAAAGAAAAGGAUAAACGAGAAAUAGAGGAAUAUUGUAGGCGUGUGAAAGAGGAGGAAUUACUCCAGACUAUGCUAGUUCAUCGGGACCAGUUCACGGCAAAGUACUGCGAUCUCAUGGCAGUAUUCAAGACAUGCAAAGACCAGCAAUCGUUCAGUGUGAUCUCUGCGACGCAUAUUGCGAGAGUAAAGGAUCUCAUUCAAGGAAUCGCAGCUUUAGACGAGAAAAUCAGAAAAGGAGAAAUAUUAGCUGCGGAUGUAAAUAUUAUUAAGACUUUGGUUUGUGAUCUAAAUGAUCUACUGAAUGUUUUUCAUCUAGAAAUAGAAAAAAUAAACGCUCAAUAUGAAGCAGAAUUGGCCUGCAAAACGCAAGUUGCAAGCGAGGUACAGAAGGUCGAGGAGACAGACAAUGUUUCAAUUAGUUAUGCAAUGCCUUCUCAACAAUUAAACGAGAGCAAUGCUGUAGAAAAUAAGGACGAUCAAAGUUCUGGCGUGAUAACAAAUCAAGAAAUUGCAGUCGCAUCGGUUAAUGAAUCGAUCACACCAUCCAUAUCUGAAUCCAGGUCGGAAGAAGCAGCUAAAGAUUCUGCAUGCAAAAAAGGAAAUCUUUCUGAACACGUCGACCAGGAAUCAUUGCAGAUUUACAUCAGAAGUCAACAAAUCUUGCGACUUUACAAAGAAACUUGUAAGGACUUCUUACAAUCAGUAGCUACAAAGAAAUUUCGCUUAGAGUGUCAAAAGGCAAUCAAUAUCCCUGUAAACGCUAUUUCCGGGGUAAGCGAGCAACAUCUGAGAGACAAAUAUGACAGGCUGCAGAAUCUUUUGAUUGGAAAAUUGUCUCCCAACGUGACGCAAUAUCCGCAAGGAGCAAUCUUCUGCAAGAAUCAUUUGGCAAAAACAAUAGUCAGUCAAGGCGAGACGUUGGUGUCUAGCAAGCCAGAAAGUGCAUUUCCUGUGGCGAUGAUUGUUGUUGCUCUUUGGAACGAGCAUCCAGAUUUUGGCGAACUUUUCCUGGCGCAUCUUCACGAAGCUUGCCCGUUCAUUGUACCACUUUUUCUGCAACAGCAAGAGGGUCAGUCUAACGAAGAUUAUUAUAAAUCUCUUGGCUGCAAGUAUUCCGAAGACGGCACUGUCGAGAAACAGGACAAGUUCCUAAAGAGAAUGUCGGGAUUGAUGAGAUUAUAUGCAUCAAUCACUGUUACGAGACAACGAAGAGGUAUCACCAAGAUUCAUCCCCAUGGUCUUCAGUACACUUGGAGAUGGCUGGCGGCUGUUUUGAAUACCGAACCACGGGCUGACAUUUGUGAUUUAUGUGCGACUUUGAUACUGGACAUGCUCGAGGUCGCUGGUAACGUGCUGUGGACCUCCUAUCCGAAACAAUUCCAUAAAUUGUUGGCGCUACUGAUGGAACAAUAUUUUCCGCGUAUGCGUAAUGUUGCGGUUCAAGGCAGUGGACCUCUGUCACGUCUGGAAUUGUUUUUGAGCAAUGCCUUGAGGAAUGGUAUUAUACGUCCCGCCGACGGAAUGCUUCCACCUAACUUUUUGUGAUUUACCUUGGGCUCACAACGUAAUGACUUAAAUAACUACUCAGAAAGUGACAAGAGGAAAUCCAAUGCCCAUUGACAUACAAAUCUCGUCGAAUUAUUUACAAUAUGUUUCAGACAAUUUGUACAAUUUAUGGAGAAAUUUUGAUAAUAUUUAUGUACUAUAUUAAACGAAUUGAUUUGGUAUAAGUUGGAUCGUGUGUCGUCACAGAAAAGAAACGAAAUCGUGUGAAUGGGAGAAAGAAUGGGAGGGAUUUUUUUAACGAUUCAUAAAUAUGUAUAAAUUGAGGAAAAUUUGCACGUUGUAUUUAUUUAGAUUUAAUAAAGAAUCAUAUUACAUGAAACAAAAAA